Molecule: messenger RNA, 1176 nt
Organism: Punica granatum (pomegranate)
Lineage: Eukaryota; Viridiplantae; Streptophyta; Magnoliopsida; Myrtales; Lythraceae
Source: RefSeq, a predicted model, not a curated record
ACGAGCAACUUCCGCUUCAUUCAUUUCCCCCGCCACUCUCUCCCUCUCCUCUUCACUGCUCCUCCUCUCCUCCCCUCUCUCUGAUCUCUCUCAGUUUGCGAACGAUGAACACAGGACCAGGACUCUUCUCCGACGUCGGGAAGAAAGCGAGGGAUCUUUUGACUGCAAACUACACGACCGAUAAGAAGUUCUCCGUUAACACUUGCAGUGUCGACAAUGGAGUGGUACUCACAUCAACUGCGCUGAAGAGUGGAGGACUUUCAACUGCUGCUGUGGCUGCAAAGUACAUUUACAAGAAUUCCCUGAUCGAUGUCAUGGUCGAUACGGAGUCGAACGUUUUAACCACUGUGACUCUCACGGAGAUCUUCCCAUCAACCAAAGGCAUUGCCUCGUUUAAGUUUCCCGACUGCAGCUCCGGCAAGAUGGAGGUCCAAUAUUUCCAUGAUCAUGCAACAUUUACGACAUCCGUGGCGUUGAGACAAUCUCCCCUCAUCAACAUCUCCGCUACUGUCGGCACCCCAAGCAUGGCCUUUGGUGCAGAGGUUGGGUAUGAUACCAAUUCUGGCACUCUUACAAAGUAUAGCGCGGGUGUGAGUGCGCAGAAGUCAGAUGCUUAUGCUUCGAUAAUUCUGGGUGACAAAGGGGACUCCAUAAGGGCAUCUUAUGUGCACCAUGUUGAUAAGCUGAAGAAGAGUGCCGCUGCGGGAGAGGUCAUGAGGAAGUUCUCAACAAACGAGAACAUCGUCACUGUUGGAGGACAGUACACUAUCGACCCCCUGACAGUAGUCAAAGGGAAGCUCAACAACUACGGGACGCUUGGGGCCGUUCUGCAGCACGAGAUCAUACCAAAAUCGCUGCUCACUAUUUCUACUGAGGUUAACACCAAGGCUCUUGAGAGGACUCCCAAGUUCGGUCUCUCAAUCGCGCUGGUCCCAUGACUCGUUUCUUCCUUCCAAUGAUGCCCAUUUUCUACUUCGAUACCUCAUCUUCCUUCUAUCCAGCCCAUUCUUAAUGUUCAAGGGCGUGAGAAUGAGCCCUUAAUAAAGUAGUUGAACCGGCAAAAAGUUGUUAGGUAACCGUCAACAGCGGCUGGAUUGGCUUGAUUUCCGGUAAACAUGUAAUUCUUUUCCCCGGUAACAUUCAUGCAAAUCGAAAUCUUAUGAUAUUCGUAAUGGA